CGGCCGUGAACAUCUAUCCCUAUGUGGGUUUGGCUGCCCUGGACAUCAUUACCGAAACGGCUAUGGGCGUGAGUGUGCGCGCCCAAGAAGAUGAGGAUUCCGAGGUGGUGCACGCUGUAAACGAGUAGUCUGACGAACGUGUUGGCCACCAAGUUCAUGAGACCGCAUCUUUUAUUUCCCCAGCUCUUCCGCCUGUGCUGGCCCAGUGGAUUCAGAAAGCAACAAGCAGGGGUCAACUGCCUGCAUCAGUUCACGAAUAGAAUCAUAGAGCAGCGCCGCCACUUGCUGGCCAGGGAGGCCCACCAAGAUAAGCCAGAGAAGCGACAUGCCCUGCUGGACACUCUCUUGCGGGCCACUGUGGACGGUCAACCACUGACCGACAAGCAAAUUCGCAAUGAGGUGAAUACCUUCAUCUUUGAGGGUCACGAUACCACGACUUCGGCGGUGUCUUUUUGUUUGUAUCUGCUUUCCCGCCAUGAGGUAGUGCAGCAACGGCUGUUCGAGGAGCUGAAGGAGCACUACGGCCGGGAUUUGAACAGGGGCGUAAAUCACUUGGAUUUCGCUGAGCUUCCCUAUCUGAACUGCGUGGUCAAGGAGUCACUGCGACUGUAUCCCCCUAUUCCGGCAGUGGCUCGCUGUAUGGAAAAGGAUUUGGCCAUAGAAGGAGGAUACGUCCCAGCUGGAACCGACGUAGUCGUACUCCUCUGGCAGCUUCUCCGGGAUGAGGCACUCUUUGCCAAUCCCCUGCUCUUCCAACCGGAGCGGCAUAUGGGAGAAGAGGCCACCAGACUGGGGCCCUACAGCUACAUACCCUUCUCCGCAGGUCCGAGGAACUGCAUCGGCCAAAAGUUUGCUUUGCUGGAGAUGAAAACCAUGGUGAUCAAGCUGGUGCGGCAUUACCAGCUGCUUCCAAUGGGCGUGGAUGUGCAGCCCAGCAUCAUGAUUGUGCUGCGAUCGAGGACCGGGGUUAAUUGUGGGCUUCGGCCGCGGUUGUAUUAAUAUUUUGUGAUUUUAUGAUUAAAAUU
This is a messenger RNA of Drosophila subpulchrella, 1025 nucleotides long. It is a transcript of the gene Cyp4ae1, whose product is annotated as cytochrome P450 4ae1. Gene Ontology annotation, molecular function: iron ion binding; heme binding; monooxygenase activity. The record is from RefSeq and is a predicted model, not a curated record. NCBI's taxonomy places the organism in Eukaryota, Metazoa, Arthropoda, Insecta, Diptera, Drosophilidae. Bases 157 to 999 code for a protein of 280 amino acids. The transcript has 3 exons.